Molecule: messenger RNA, 2427 nt
Organism: Pangasianodon hypophthalmus (striped catfish)
Lineage: Eukaryota; Metazoa; Chordata; Actinopteri; Siluriformes; Pangasiidae
Product: cytochrome b5 reductase 4
Exons: 16
Coding region: 386-1969 (527 amino acids)
Biological process (GO): superoxide metabolic process; generation of precursor metabolites and energy
Cellular component (GO): endoplasmic reticulum
Molecular function (GO): heme binding; oxidoreductase activity
Source: RefSeq, a predicted model, not a curated record
AAAAUAGUGACGCGAGAUUGGCGCGCCCGCGGUAGGUGCGUCUUAGCCGGUGUUUAUGUUAUAGAGUUAGGCAUAAGUUACAAGAAUGAUGUUCACAAAACAGGUUCAUUUGUAUGCAGUGUGUGUUUCCUGUAGCUGUUUAUUUGGAUGAAAAACACUUGGCCGGUCUGAGAGAAGUGGCGAGUAGCUUUAAGUGUUCAGAAUGGUGACUGUACGAUGGGGAAAUGUUCCAACUUUUCUGCCUUUGAGGAAGAAACAUUUCGUCAUCCUGAGCUUGACAUUUCCGCUUGAGUAGAGUUGUUGCCGCAGCUUGCUGGGAAGUACGUCAUCUAACGUUGUAAUUGCAGUGUUUGUUCGGCGUUUGAGCUGUUUUAGAGGAGCAGAGAUGCUGAAUGUGCCCUCGCAGUCAUUCCCCGCAGUCAGCUCUCAGCAGAGAGUCGCUUCAGCCGGCCAGCCCAGGAACAAGGUGGCUCUGAAGCCGGGUCACAGUCUUAUGGACUGGAUUCGGCUCACUAAAAGUGGCCGUGAUCUGACUGGACUGAAGGGGAGACUGAUCGAGGUAACAGAAGAGGAACUAAAGAAACACAACACAAGAAAUGACUGUUGGACAUGUAUAAGAGGUAUGGUGUAUAAUGUGAGUGCAUACAUGGAUUUCCACCCUGGUGGGGAAGAGGAGCUGAUGAAGGCAGCUGGUACUGAUGGCACUGACUUGUUUGACCAGGUCCACCGUUGGGUGAAUUAUGAGUCCAUGUUGAAAGAGUGUCUGGUGGGCAGGAUGGUGGUAAAGGCCAGCACAGCCAUUAAAGCGCAGCCACUGAAACCUGAGAACACCCACGUGAAUGGUCUUGCUCCUCCUGCCACAUUGUUGUUGGAUUCAGCAGGAGCUGCUCCAGCGCUGAAAGACAAUCACCCUCGAUAUGACUGGUUCCAGACAGAGGAAACUGUUAAUAUUGUUAUUUACACCAAGCGUAAGAUUCCGAGAUCUGGCUGUUCAGUAGUGGACCUUCAAGGAAACAUUCUGCGGAUAGAGGUGCUCUUAGGACACUGGUCAUAUCUACUUCAUUGGAGUCUUUCUCAUGAAGUAGAAGAAAAUGUUAUAGUUCAGACAGUGAGUUCGGUUGGGAAGGUUGAGGUGUGCCUGCGCAAAAGCCUCAAAGCCAAGUGGGCACAAGUGGGUCAACCCCUAGAAUCCCAUGAUUCAUUUAUUCAGAGUAAACACCGGGGGCUGUUCUACAGAGAUUGUGUAUUGGUUUCAAAGAAAGAAGUUACACAUGACACACAGCUCUUCUGUUUCCGGUUACCUCCUGGAGCACACAUGCACAUCCCUGUGGGGAGACAUGUCUACCUCAAAGCUUCCUUUCAGGGCAAUGAUGUUGUAAAGCCCUACACACCAGUAGACCAGGUGCUCAUGCCCCACAUUCACUCCAGCAACACACUGGGCUCUGAAAUCUAUCUGAUGAUUAAAGUCUAUCCUGAUGGAGUGUUCACACAACAUUUGGACAACCUUGACAUCGGAGCCUCUAUGUCCAUGAGCGGUCCAGAGGGUCCUUUUACACUCAGGAGUCUGCGUGAUGUCACUCAUUUGUACCUCUUAGCUGCUGGCACUGGUUUCACACCCAUGGCUCGCCUCCUCUGCCUUGCCUUACAGGACCUGCCCUCUGUCAGGAAGACCAAGCUGAUGUUCUUCAAUCGUCAAGAGAGAGACAUCCUGUGGUACUCUCAGCUGGAGCACCUGUGUGCAGAGGAAGAGAGAUUUCAGGUUGAAUAUGUUCUCUCAGAGCCUGUGGGCUCAUGGACAGGCAAAAGAGGACGAAUAGAUGCCACAAUGCUGCAGGCAUUCAUGGAAAGACCAGGAGACUCCAAGUGCUUAGUGUGUGUGUGUGGACCAACUGGUUUCACCGAGCUGGCAGUGCAGCUGGUCAAGCAGCAGGGAUUCAGUGAAAAGGAGAUUCAUGCUUUCAAGAGUUGAGCCGUAAGAAUUAGUACUAGAGAUUUCUAUGCAUCACAGACAGCAAAGAUCUUCAGUAACUCCCAGUGAUUGAUUUGAGGUUGGCUUUCAGUAAAUAGCAAUGGUCGUGUCUGACAUGUAUGAUCAUCUGGAAAUCCUAUGCACUUACUUCAUCUAAGCAUUUCCAGGUCACCCAUCCUUCUGUCAUGGGCCACUCUUAUUUCACGUGUAAACUCUUGAAGGAGAUAUAGCACUGCCACUGUAAAUUCAAAUUUUAUCCAUCAAAUGCAUUUUUGUUAUGUUUUGUUAUAUGGAAUGGUCAUUUUUGUCUUGACAAAAUUUAUAUAUGAACCAAUCAGCUAAACCAUGUAGCCAGGGAAUGCUAAUUGUAAAAGUAAAUGAGUCUUUAAAAGUGUAGAUUCUCUCCACAUGCUCGCAGUUGGUGAUCUGAAAUAAAACUAAAGAACUCAUUUGGAAAA